This is a messenger RNA of Ornithorhynchus anatinus (platypus), 770 nucleotides long. It is a transcript of the gene DDT, whose product is annotated as D-dopachrome tautomerase. Gene Ontology annotation, molecular function: phenylpyruvate tautomerase activity. Bases 93 to 533 code for a protein of 146 amino acids. The record is from RefSeq and is a predicted model, not a curated record. The transcript has 3 exons. NCBI's taxonomy places the organism in Eukaryota, Metazoa, Chordata, Mammalia, Monotremata, Ornithorhynchidae.
CUGCUCCGUCCGCGCGGGGUCGCGCUGCCGCUGCUGCGGCGCUGCCCACUGCUGCCCAGCGCGGCUCGCUGCUACCCAGACGCCUCCGCGCCAUGCCCUUCGUGGAGCUGGACACAAGCCUGGCCGCCGCCCGGCUGCCCCCCGACCUGGCCUCCCGCCUCUGCGCCGCCGCCGCCGCCAUCCUGGCCAAGCCAGAGGACGUGAGCCGGGGCCCCCGAGCAGGACCGGACAACACGGGGCAGGCCCCGGGGGCGGGGGGGCCGGAAUCAGUCAUCAUCACGUUGCGGGUAAAUGUGACGGUGCGGCCUGGCCUGGGCAUGGUCCUGAGCGGCUCCGCCGAGCCCUGCGCCCAGCUGCUGGUGUCCUCCAUCGGUGUGGUGGGCACCGCCGAGCAGAACCGCGGACACAGCGCCAAGUUCUUUGACUUCCUCACCAAGGAGCUGGGGCUGAGCCCCGACCGGAUCAAUAUCCGCUUUUACCCGCUGGAACCCUGGCAGAUUGGCAAGAAAGGCACAGUCAUGACGUUCUUAUGACGCGGAGAAGCCUGGGCGGGUGAUUCCUGAGAAAACGCGGCCACAGCCAGAGAAUGGGCAGCCCGCGGCUGAUUCUGGCUCCGCCUCUGGGCCCCGGGUCAGAACAUGUACCCCACUUGAACUCUGGGCCCCCUCCCCCGACCUCGGCACCUGUGGAGCAGCGGUGUGAACCUUCCAGAAAGCUCUCUUCCCGUUCCUCCCUCUUCCUGCCAAAUAAACUCAACUAGCACAAGCUGA